Triticum aestivum (bread wheat) is the source of this 2355-nucleotide messenger RNA. Its product is annotated as probable protein phosphatase 2C 38. The transcript is spliced from 4 exons. Lineage: Eukaryota; Viridiplantae; Streptophyta; Magnoliopsida; Poales; Poaceae. The record is from RefSeq and is a predicted model, not a curated record. Bases 623 to 1783 code for a protein of 386 amino acids. Gene Ontology annotation, molecular function: protein serine/threonine phosphatase activity; cation binding. Gene Ontology annotation, biological process: protein dephosphorylation.
AAAAAACCAGCUUUCUUUCCCUCUUAGUAGUUUUUUCUAUCCACAAACUCACUGCAGAAGAGAGAAGGAGAGAUUCCAAAUCUAAACCUUCCUCACAUCAUCACAUGGCCUCCUCCUCCUCCUCCUUCUUCUUCUCCCCCUCCUAAGUUGUAAAUCACCUUCCCCUUCCCCUUCCCCUUCCCCUUCUUCUCUGCCCCCGCCGCCAACCAUCCCCCUCCUCCUCUGCCUUGCUUCAACAGCAACAACAACACGAAGAAAACCAAUUUCUUCUCCGCCGCCCCGAUCCAAUCCCUACCUCUCUCUGCUUGCUCCGCCACCAACCCUACGCCCAAGACGAUUUCUCCCCGCUUCCUUUCCAUGCGCCGGAGCUGGAGCCGGCCGACUAGACUACUCUCCCCGUAGAGGAUUCCCAUAGCCUCCUCCUAGCUUAGCGAGCUACCCCCGACCCGACCCUGCCCUCACCAACACCCCACCCCACCCAAGCUCCGAUUUUUAUUCUAUUCCCCUUCCCCCUCCCUCCCUCCAGAGUAGGUUGCUUCUCGCUCGGGUCAACCCGCUCCGGACCUCUCCCUCCCCGCCGGAUCUCGCCCACCGAUCCCUAGUCCACCGAGAAGAGCAGGGCAUGGUGGGGCAGACCAUGAUGCGCAUCGUGCGGCCCUGCUUCAAGCCCUCGCUGCCCGACGGCGCGCAGGUCGUCGCCGCCGGGGGCGGCGGCACCAGGGAGGGCCUGCUCUGGUACAGGGACGCCGGCCGCCACGCCUGCGGCGACUUCUCCAUGGCCGUCGUGCAGGCCAACCAGCUGCUCGAGGACGCCAGCCAGCUCGAGGCCGGGCCCCUCGUCGCCGCCGACGGGCCCUGCGCCACCUUCGUCGGCGUCUACGACGGCCACGGCGGGCCCGAGACCGCCCGCUUCGUCGCCGAUAACCUCUUCCACCACCUCAAGAAGUUUGCGACGGAACAACAGACAGUCUCGGCCGACGUGAUACGCCGAUCCUACGCUGCCACGGAGGAGGGCUUUCUGAACCUUGUGAGGAAGCAGUGGCUCAUCAAGCCGCAGAUCGCCUCGGUCGGUACAUGUUGUUUGGUUGGCAUUAUCAACGAAGGUGUUCUGUACAUAGCAAACGCCGGCGACUCCCGUGCUGUCCUCGGGAGAGUCGAGCGGGGCGCCAAAGACAUUAAGGCAGUUCAGCUCUCGUCCGAGCAUAACGCGAGCUUUCAGGAGGUAAGGGAUGAGCUAAGACAGAUGCACCCGGACGACCCCCGGAUCGUGGUCCUCAAGCACAAUGUUUGGCGCGUCAAGGGCAUUAUUCAGGUUUCCAGAACGAUCGGUGACGCCUACCUAAAAAGUUCGGAGUUUAACCGCGAGCCUCUUCUGGCCCGGUUCCGUAUUCCAGGGCCCUUCCAUAAACCGAUUCUUUGUCCGGAACCAUCCAUAGAAGAACACAGACUGUGCGCAGAAGAUCAGUUUGUUAUAUUUGCGUCAGAUGGACUAUGGGAGCACUUGAGCAAUCAGGAAGCUGUGGAUAUAGUUCAUUGUUCGCCUCGGAAUGGCAUUGCGAGACGACUAAUAAAAGCAGCUCUGCGGGAGGCGGCAAAGAAGAGAGAAAUGAGAUACUCAGACUUGAAGAAGAUCGACCGCGGGGUCAGGAGGCACUUCCACGAUGAUAUUACUGUUGUGGUAUUAUUCAUGGACCCUGCGCUUGUCAGCAGGAGGCUCUACGGUGGGCCGUUGCUUUCGCUAAGGGGUGGUGGCAGCACGCCAACGUUUGCACAGAAAUGCUGACCAUCCAUGACUGAUGCUUUCUGGAAAUAUCCUCCUAUAUAUCGUUCAUAUCUUGGGCUGGUGCUCUCCACACGACUUGCAGACACUGCGUAGAGCGGUGCGUGGAGGAGCCGUAUUGUUUUGACUUCUAAUAUGUACAGAUAGAGAGAGAGGCGUUGUUCGAUUCGAUCGCCGCGUCAUCGGUGUGAUGACAUGACCCUCUGUUGGCUCGCUCGCUCGGAGAAACCUAAGCUGGCAGCUGCAAUGCAUAAUUUGCAGGUAUCAGCUGGCGUUUCUCUUUUCGCGGGGUGGAUGGACCUCAACUUGAGCAGUACUUUAAGAAACAUGGGAUUGAGACAUUGCUGGAUGCUGUUGUUACAUCUCAUGGCUUCUACUUCAUUUUGCAGCUUCUUCGGCUUUCUGUCCCACAUUGUAUAACUGUUUAAGCUUUAUUAAGCUGGAUGCAGCUCUGUGAAGUGUGGAUGUUGGGGCAGAGUUGGAUUAGCAUUAGCCAUGGACUUUGUGAAGAGUAUAUGUCCAUUUUGCCAAGACAUGAAGGACUAAAAAUAUAUAAUCUACUUUAACUUGUUGAA